Pipra filicauda (Wire-tailed manakin) is the source of this 5669-nucleotide messenger RNA. RefSeq names its product family with sequence similarity 78 member A (gene FAM78A). The coding region runs from base 894 to 1685 and encodes 263 amino acids. Lineage: Eukaryota; Metazoa; Chordata; Aves; Passeriformes; Pipridae. The transcript is spliced from 2 exons. The record is from RefSeq and is a predicted model, not a curated record.
GAGGAAGGGGAGCGGCGGGGCCGGCGCCCCCCGGGCCGGUGCGUGUCGGGGGAUGUCACGGGCGGCGGUUCCGCGGCGCUGAGCGGGCGCGGAGCGGCGCGGCCCCGGCGGGCGCGGGGGAGGCUCCUCGCCGCCUGCCCCGCAGCGCUCCCGGAGCCGCCGGCCCCACCGGCACCGCGCUGCUGCCCUGCCCGCACGGCUAUUUCUAAGAGAGAGAGAGAGAAAAAAAAAAUUAAUCCCCAAAGCCCUGACAUCGCUGGCGGAGGAGCCUCCAAAUUGGGAGAUUUGGCGACUUUUUGCGUUUUUCCAGCCGUCGUUUCUUUUCUGUUAUUAUUGUAAUUCUGUGCGAAAGGAAGUUAUGAACAACUGCAAGUCAGGAAGUGGAAAUCCACACCGGUUGUGACAAGCUGGGGCUAAAAACUAUUUCAUUAUUUAUAUAGAUGUGUCUAUCAACAUUCUGCUUUUCAUCCAAAGAAUAAAGGGAAAUACCGGCUAGUCCUAUGUUUGACGGUGAAUGACAGACCGCAUCUGAGGAAAGGAAGGACUAAAUAUAUCAGCUAAGAACACCACCGUUAUUUAUUGAACUCAAGAGACUUUUUUUAACCCAAAGACUGAGCAAGAGAAUUAAUGGGUCAUUAAAAGGGGAAAAAAAUUUUAAAGGCCCUUUUGCUUCUGAAGCGCAGCUAACCUCAAAAAUAGGAGUAGUACUGGUAAGACAGAUACUCAAAUUAAGGCUUUACAAGAUGAAUUUUCUAUCCUAUGGAUAUCAGUUUUGAGACUACAAACCCAGAAGAUCUGUAAUUGAUCUAGCACCAGAUAAUUUCAAUGCCUAAUAUUCCCAAGGAUUGCUGGAGUACCCUAGGAGCCGCGUCGGACUGUACUCGGGGUAUGCCAUGGGCUGUAUUCAGAGUAUUAGCUGCAAAUCCAAAGUUUUCCGGGAAAGUAUUUCAGUGAUUGAAGUCAAAGCCUCCAUCGAUCCCAUUCCCACCAGCAUUGACGAGUCCUCCAGCGUGGUCCUGCGCUACCGGACCCCUCACUUCCGAGCCUCAGCGCAAGUGUUGGUGCCCCCUCUUCCCAAGAAGGAGACCUGGAUUGUGGGCUGGAUCCAGGCUUGCAGCCACAUGGAAUUUUACAAUCACUACGGAGAACAGGGGAUGUCGAGUUGGGAGCUUCCCGAUCUACUGGACGGUAAAAUCCAGGCCAUCAGUGACUCAGACGGGGUGAACUAUCCCUGGUACGGAAACACGACAGAAACCUGCACCAUCGUGGGUCCCACCAAGAAGGAGUCCAAGUUCAAUAUCAGCAUGAACGACAACUUCUACCCGAGCGUGACGUGGGCCGUGCCCGUCAGCGAGAGCAACGUGGCCAAGCUCACGAGCAUCCACCGGGAUCAAAGCUUCACCACCUGGCUGGUGGCGACCAACACGGCCACCAACGAGAUGGUGACCCUGCAGACUAUCAAAUGGCGCAUGAGGCUGGGCAUCGAGGUCAACCCCAGCAGGCCCCUGGGGCAGCGUGCCAAGCUGCAGGAGCCCUCUGCCCAAGAGCAGCCCCAGGUCCUUAGCAAGAAUGAGCCAAUACCACCCAGUGCCCUUGUCAAACCCAAUGCCAAUGAUGCUCAGGUACUCAUGUGGAGGCCAAAGGAUGGACCACCACUCGUGGUGAUACCUCCCAAACAUCGGUAAUACACACCUGGCGUCCCCGGCACCAAAAAGGGAGAACACAAAAACCUGAAGCAAAACAAUCACUUAGGUAUUAGGAUACACAUGUAUAAUCUGAGCAAAAUCAAAAUGCACUUUUUAUUCAUUCAACAAAUGCAACCAUUCUACCUUCUCCCAUUGGGACGGAUUUCACUGUGCUAAAGCUAAAGAGGAGACCUUUGGACUGGGUCUGUCUCAUCACUGGAUUUCUAAGGGAAGAAACUAACACUGAUGUCUACCCUAUAGCUUUUUUUUUUUCCUUCCCUACUUUAGUUCCUGUUUGAAUUUCAGUCUCAUUAGCUUGUCCAGACUGCCCAGAACAAUAAGAACAUUUUAUUUGGGAUUUUAAGAAAUUAUUUUAUUUUCUUUUUGGUUGAGAACGAAACAAGUUCCUGGAGCAAAAAGUUGACUAUUUAAGAUAAGGGAUUUUUUUUUUUUUUAAAAGCAGUAAGGUUCUGAGUUGCAAAUCCAAGUCAUGCGGCCUUAUGUAGACUUUGCUUUGCAUUGCCAAACUUUUGCCUUAAAGCUAUGUUUGAAAAAAAAAAAACAAACAAACAAACAACAAAAACACCACCAGGCAGAAUGUUCUUUCUACAGAAUUUUGGAGAGAAAAUUUUGAAGCCAGGAAUAGAUUGUCAGUGUGGCACGGGCUGAUGGAUGAAAAGGGCAUGAAAUUGGAAGAAGCGAGAUAAAAAGAAAACCUUCCUGGUUUUAAAACCUGGAACAAGGAAGCACGGAAAUAAUCUCAGUUUCAAAGCAAUGCAAAUAACAAACCUGCUGUCAGCUGGCUCUGGAAUGGGAGCUACCAGGCCAUCUCCCUACUUUGCAGGAGGGGUAGGAAGCAGCUCACGCUGCUCACCCGUGGUGAUCUCAGCCUCCCGUUAACAUUUUAAUAUGGGAUAACCUCACAGCUGGAAUUGUGGCCCUGGGAGUCAAUAUCAGUCAAGGGGUGGAUGUCCCACUGUGUUUGUCUUCAGGACACACAGAUGUUUGCCCAACUAGCCCAUAGUCUCCCUUUCUCAUGGAUAAGAGCCAAGGGCUUGUGCACUGGCUGUUGUUGGGUGAAGCUCUGUCGCCCCGUUUUCCCAUGAAAUUCCAAUGACGGUGCUGUACAAAGAGCAGGAUAUAAAAAGCAUCCUUCUGAAGUCAUUGGAGACUCAUGGGUGUCAGCGAGGGCAGAUCUUAUCUACCAAGCCUACCCAGCAAUAUCCAUAAUUCAGGAACAGCCACAUCUGAAAACUAAAGGCACCCAUUCCCAGCAAACACAGCAGAGACAGCUGUGGAAAACUCUUCCUCCUGUGAUAACAAACCACAUUGGGGUUAGUAGAUAAUUUUCUUCCCAGUGACCUCCCGACCUACCUGACUGUCAGGAAUGGGGUACAGACAGGACCAUGACACCAUCCCUGUCUGGUCAUGGCACAAACAUCCACUGUAGCAAAGGGUGAUGCACGAGAAGGUGCAGGCAGGGCAAGACCUGAGCCUUGGGUGUGGAUCCUCAGUGAGGAAGGAGCAUUUGGAGGAGGAGGUGGAACCUGUAGGGUUCAAUAAGGACCAGAUGGCUUCUGAGAUAACCAGAUGCACUUCUGCAGAGGAAGGUGGCACGGAGGAGCUGUUUGAAUGGGAGGGACGUGGUUUGCAGGCAGAGGAAGUUCUGUGGUAAAGGUGGCAUCUGGAAGCUGGGGCACAGGAUGGGGAGCAGAGGAUCUGCCCUGCUCCAGCACAUGGCCCGAGGCAGACCACUUCCCUCUGCAGCUCCUUCCCCUAGAAAACAUUUCUUCCUCAUAUUAACAACUUGCCUCAAGAGCUGAGACUGAGGAGAGCUCCGUGUGCCAGGUACAAGCCUGGCCCUGCUGAGCUGGUCUGAACAGGUCUCACAACCCCACACGUGCUGCUCAAAAGGCUCUCCCCUCAGAGAGGCACCAAUUAGCUGCUAUUCUCAUCUUUAUCUUCCACACAGGACAUUACCAGCAAGAAAUUCUCCUUCCUCACUUCUCCACAGCCACACCACCGACUUUGGCAGCAGGUUCAACGUCACCCCCUGCCCAGGGAACACGCACCCAAGAUGUGUCCCCCACCAAGACAGCCUCCAAACAGCAAACAAGGAUCCUGGGGCCCUGCAGCCAUCCCCUCAUCUCCAGGGGAGCCCACCCUCCUCCAUCCACUGGCUUUCAGAGAUGUUCAGCCCCAGAGCUACUCCCUUCCACGGGCAGAUCUCUGAGGUGGGAAGUCCAGCAUUACAAGCAGCUUGCAAAUGACUGGACUGGAUCAAACCCAAAUCCAUGAGCCAAAGGGUGCCUAGAUCUAGGCUUUGGGACUAUACAGGAUGAAGCUAGAGAGACUUGGACUUGCACAGUCACUCUCUGUAUUAAACUCCGUUUUCUUACCUGGAUUCAGAUCCAACUACAUCUCUACUGGCACAGCCCUUUGGGACUUGUCUGUAUUUUCUCCGAGGCAAUACAUGCAGAAGAGGACAAACUGUGAGCUGUGGGUGAAUAGCUGAUCACACUCACACGCAUCUCAGCUGCCACUGAGGUGCUCUCCUGGGCAGUCCUGUGGGUGGGAGCAGAAGGGGGAUUUGUGUUUGGUAUUCACUUUGUCUCCAGGUGCUGAGUACUUACAGUUCUCACUGAUGUCAGCGUGGGUCAAAGGAAUCGGGCCCAGUUGUCUUAAUUAGCUGCACGAAGGAAUUCCAAGGAAAGAUUUCUUCUCAGUCACCAAAAACCACAUUCAGGGAACACCUCUGUCCUUUUCCACUUAGCUUUGUGUUGGACUUUAGUCUCCCAGUGCAUUAAGUAAAUCUGGUUCCUCCUAUUCCCUCUACCUGGUGGACUGGAUGCAUCCAUGCAAUUUGGUAGAAACCUCUUGGCUAAUUUGUCCUGUUGCACUGAACGGACCCAGCUAAGCAGUAAAUACAAAAUUCGAAUUUCACGUUGGGGUCGGCUUUGCAUGGACUCCUCCCUUCCCAAAGAAUGCCUUUAUCCCGUGCCUAGGUCAAAACGUGCCCCUCCACCUCCAUUUGCAUCACCAGACAUGGCACAGAAAGUGAUGCUGCCUCUUGGGAUUUCAUGCGUUGUGAUUCAAAGUGAUGUUUUCCCAGUGCUGCUUCGUUACAGAACUGAUAGGGACAGAUUGUCUAUAAAAGGAAGGAUGGCUGGAAGUAACAGGGCUCUAGACACCGCUGUUGCUCCAGCUGGUUAAUGGCCGUGUGGUUAGAACAGGGAUUGGCAGGGUCCCAGUGGGGACUUAAAUAUCUGGGGACCUGGGGCAUCCUGCACUGAGCAAGGCGGUAAAUGAGCAGAGGUAAAUCAAGCUCCUUCUCUGGCAGCUUUUUGCAGAACAAGGAAUACACAAAGGAUACGCUGGGAAGGUGAUGAGGCACCGACAUGGGAUACGGGUGUGUCUCUGCCUCACCCCUCCCAUCAACGAUGCUCAGCUCUUUACAGCCCCAAAUCCCCACAGGAGCUGAGUGUGCAGCCUGACCAUCCCUGUCAAAGCCCUGUCGUGGUGCAGGGUGGGAAGCAGGAGGGCUCAGACCAUCCCCUGCACCCACUCCCCAGCCAGGGACAGGCAGGAGCUGCCGAGCCUGGCCAAGGUGCCGAGCAGCAUCACAGACCUUGUGGUUCUCCUUUCCUACCCUAGACACCGAGAUGAGCGUGGGAAGAGAGGGGCAGCCCCUCGGAGAGUCAGUCAAGACCCUCAGCAGCCUUGGGGAGGGGUAGAGACCUGUAGAGCCGGCGUGGCAGAGAGCAAGGGUGGGCCCAGCAGUGGGGGGAAGGUGAGGGCUGCCCAAGCCCCGGCACCGCCGUCCCUCCUGCCCUGGCUCCUGGCGCAGCAAUAAGAAUCGUCUUUGGUCUUGCAGAGAUACUGUGAAAACAAAAUCAAGAUGUACCGAGUCUGGACACUUAACAGAGAUGUAAAAAAAAAAAAACAAACCCAAAACCCUGCUUUUAUAACAGACGGAGAAAUAAA